Caenorhabditis remanei is the source of this 390-nucleotide messenger RNA. RefSeq lists its product as uncharacterized. The transcript has 4 exons. Bases 1 to 390 code for a protein of 129 amino acids. Gene Ontology annotation, molecular function: carbon-sulfur lyase activity. NCBI's taxonomy places the organism in Eukaryota, Metazoa, Nematoda, Chromadorea, Rhabditida, Rhabditidae. The record is from RefSeq and is a predicted model, not a curated record.
AUGUCCGAAGUGCAACAUUUUGGAAGUUGUCAUUGUGGGGCGGUGAAGUGGACGUUUACAGGACCAGAAGUUUUAGAUGGUUGUCGGUGCAACUGUACGGUCUGUAACAAGAAGCAGAACCAACAUUGUAUCAUCAAGUUGGAUAGAUUCAAGAUUUUGGAGGGUGAAGACAAAAUUACAACCUACCGUUUCAACACCGGAGUUGCCCAACACAAGUUCUGUUCCAUCUGCGGUGUUCAAAGUUUCUACCAUCCUAGAUCUAACCCGGAUGCAGUUGCUAUCAUGCCACACUGUAUCGAUGGAAACACUCUCAAAGAUGUCAAAUGGAGCUACUUCAAUGGGCAAGAAUGGGAGAAAGAAAUGGACAAACGGGCACCGGCAGCUCAGUAA